Messenger RNA from Arctia plantaginis, 447 nucleotides. The record is from the annotation of a GenBank genome assembly. Lineage: Eukaryota; Metazoa; Arthropoda; Insecta; Lepidoptera; Erebidae.
AUGAGGGAUCUGGCAAGUGAAAACCUAGAAUCGGUUGUAGACACGGUGCGAGGAUACGCAUUAAUAUUUGUCGGUAUUGGCGUCUUUUCUGGAGUCAUGAACUUUAUAACAGUUUUCUUCUACGCUAUUGCUGGUGAACAUUUGACGGAAAGGCUACGUCAGCUACUCUUCGAAAAAAUAUUACAACUAGAAAUUGCAUUCUUUGAUGAUAAACGUCACUCCACUGGAGCACUUUGCGCCAAAACUGUCAGGAGAAUCAGCUGCAGUACAAGGGGCCACGGGUCAAAGAAUCGGUACAGUAUUACAAGCAGUAGGUACGUUUUCGUUUGCCUGGUAUUGGCUUUGAUAUAUGAAUGGCGAGUGGGCCUAGUCGCUUUAUCUUUCGUGCCUGUAAUAAUGGUGGUGUUAUACAAACAAGGAAAGAAUGACCUACUACGAGUCGACUGA